This is a messenger RNA of Pseudomassariella vexata, 1482 nucleotides long. Its product is annotated as pyridoxal phosphate-dependent transferase. Gene Ontology annotation, biological process: biosynthetic process. NCBI's taxonomy places the organism in Eukaryota, Fungi, Ascomycota, Sordariomycetes, Amphisphaeriales, Pseudomassariaceae. Gene Ontology annotation, molecular function: L-2-aminoadipate:2-oxoglutarate transaminase activity; pyridoxal phosphate binding. The transcript has a single exon. The record is from RefSeq and is a predicted model, not a curated record. Bases 1 to 1482 code for a protein of 493 amino acids.
AUGUCGUCUGUGGUAUUUCCAACCCCCGCAUCCUCAUCGUCCUCAUCAACGCCCAAAAAGCCCAUUAACCUCCUGCGCGGAUGGCCCGCGAAAUCCCUUCUCCCGGCCUCCUCCAUAGCUCGGGCGUCGCAAACAGCCCUCGCUGACCCUGAAAUUGCGUAUCCCGCUCUGUUGUACGGACCAGACCCUGGCUACCAGCCCUUGCGCGAGGAGUUGGCCCAAUGGCUGAACCGCUUCUACAAGCCAUGGACGCCGGCGCAGCCGGAACCGGAUCGCAUCACUAUCAGCGGUGGCGCCAGCCAAAGCAUUGCGUGCGUGCUGCAGAGCUACACAGAUCCGGUCUACACGCGGAGCGUGUGGAUGGUAGCGCCGUGCUAUUUCCUUGCCUGUCCUAUCUUUUUAGAUUCCGGAUUUGAGGGUAGACUUAAAGCGGUGCCGGAGGAUGACGAGGGUAUUGACCUCGCGUGGCUCGAGGCAGGGUUGAAGUCCAUGGAGGAGGAGGACGAGGGGAAGAACUCUCGGGAUAAGCCAGUGUACAAGGAUCCCAAGCCCUACCGGAAGAUCUACAAGCACCUCAUCUACUGCGUACCGUCCUUCUCGAACCCCUCAGGCAAAACGAUGAGUUUACGCCGACGGGAUGGCCUAGUUAAGUUGGCGCGCAAGUACGACGCCCUGGUUGUCUGUGACGAUGUGUACGACAUGCUCCAAUGGCCCACCGCCACCCCCUCGACUCUCUCCUCAUUCCCACCAUCUGAUUUGACCACCGCCAUCCUCCCCCGUCUGGCCGAUAUAGACUUUUCACUCGGUUGCUCAGCCCACGAUCCGCCCAGCAAACACUUCGGCCACGCCAUCAGCAACGCUUCCUUCAGCAAGCUCUCCGGCCCCGGCAUGCGGACAGGCUGGACUUUCUCCACACCCGAUUUUGCCUUCGGUCUUUCGCAGACGGGAUCCACGAGGUCGGGCGGUGCACCUAGUCAGCUUAACGCCGCUGUGUUGUGCGAGAUGCUGCGCGCGGGGGAUUUGGAGGCGCAUAUUGAGGGUCUGCUUAAGCCGGCUUAUCAGAAAAGACAUGCGUUGCUUUUGGAAGCGGUCGGGAGAGUUCUGGUCCCUCUGGGGGCGGUAGUCAACGAGAGUAGCCUCGAGGGCUCCGAAAUAGACGAAAGUAAGAAGAGCGUGUUUGGCGGGUAUUUCCUUUGGAUGAAGUUCCCUGACGGGCCUGCGGCUAAGGCGAUUGCGGAGAUGUGUCAGCUGGAGGAGGAGUUGAUUGUCGGGUUUGGUGACAUGUUCGAAGUACAUGGGGAUGAGGAAGCGGUGCGGUUUGGUAACGGUAUACGACUUUGCUUUGCUUGGGAGGAUGAGGGGGAUUUGGUGGAGGGGGUGGAGAGGUUGGGUAGGGUUAUCAGUAGGAUGAGGAAUGAGCCAGGGCGUAAACUGGUAGAAGGUAGUCGAGCAUCUGGGAAGGGGAUGGAUGAGUUUAAAUAA